AUGCACCGAAAUCUCAUAUACAACUUCUCUCGUGUUCUUUUCCAAUUCCCCUACGGCUACCAGGACUUCUCCUUCAUACCCGUUUAUGCACACGACUCCCUCUCCCGACGUCCCUUCUUCACCGAAGCGAUAUCCUGUCCUUCCUUGGCUCAGAUCUGGAAUCGCAUUAUCUGGCUCCUCAGGAACGACGAAACGAUGGCGGUCAAUGUUUAUGCUUAUCUUCUAGAAGAGGCGGGAGUCUACAUCGUCUCAUCGAAGUUUAAGCGUGCACUUGAGAAUUUCGCUACUGGGCCUAAGAGGUACGGGUUCUGUUUAUUGAAGAGGAUUGGCGCAGUGAAGACGGAGUGCGUGGAGAAGCCUGUGGGCGUCUUUAGUAGUGUUAGGGUGUUAUGUCUGGACAAGGAUAUGAUAACUGCUUUGGAGGGUGCUCCCGAUCAGUAUCCAGAGGAGUUCCGUCUUCGUCUGCGUUUUUAUGUUCUGAACAUCCUCCUAAGCAGUGUCCUACAAAUCUUCCUCGAUGAACUACAUCCAGACAAAAUAACCCCAGCGCUGGAGCUCAAUCGGAUAACACUAGACCACAACAAGAUGCAACGUCAACAAAAUGCGUUGACAAUCGAAGAACGGCUCUGGGGCGGGAAAAUAUACCUCGGGAUUCAGGAGAAUACGUGGGAUCGAAAGAAGAGGGUUUGUUUUGGAGGUAUGGUCAGGGAUUGGAAGGACAUACAGAGCGUCGCCGUGAACCACGACGUGACUCAGGCUGAGGUCAUAUCCUCUAACGGUGGGUUGGGAAACACGACUGAAUUCACUGGGUGGUGA
Stereum hirsutum FP-91666 SS1 is the source of this 816-nucleotide messenger RNA. RefSeq lists its product as uncharacterized. Bases 1 to 816 code for a protein of 271 amino acids. The transcript has 2 exons. NCBI's taxonomy places the organism in Eukaryota, Fungi, Basidiomycota, Agaricomycetes, Russulales, Stereaceae. The record is from RefSeq and is a predicted model, not a curated record.